UCACAUCACGGAUUGUUUUUCUUCCGUGUUUUCCUUUUUCAGCGAUAGGGUCCAACGACACGCUACUUACUUCGUUUGUGAUGAUCAAUAACUGGUGAACACUAGUGAAUCUUCGUUUCUCGGUUAUCGGUCGACCAUUGUGUAGCAUCGGAAGCACAGUCGGAAGAAACAUGAGCGAUCCGCGGGUGGAUGCACUGUGCGAGCCGGGCGCGUGUGAGGAGAGCUCAUUGAUAACCACCGACUCGUUCGAAGAAUUUUCCCACGAAAUUAACAGCCUUCCUGCCGUACCGGAUAGCAUUGGAAGUCCUGACAUCGUUGAAACGACGGAUGCUCUAGUGGAUGAUAAGCGCUUAGAGGAGACCGGUGCUGCUGCCAGCAUAACGCAGAUACAGGAUGGACUACAAAGUGAUCAUCCGGCAGAGGGGGCGAUGAGCAAAUCGAGUUCAUUCAGUAGCGCCAAAAGUAGGGAGUUUGAUGCGUCAACGACAAGUCUCGCGGAUCCGGAGCAGGCGGGUGGUUCCGGGAUGGCGCUCGGCGCGGACCUGGAGAGCGGUGACUAUCUACACGAUGAGGCGUUUCUGGGAAGAAAACGGCAUGUAUUUAUCUUAAGCACGGCCGGGAAGCCCAUCUACUCGAUGCACGGCAAUGAAGAUAAAUUGGCCACACUGUUUGGGGUGAUGCAGGCGCUAGUUAGUUUCAUUCAGAGCGGCAAUGAUACGAUAAAAUCGAUCCAUGCCGCCGGAGUCAAGUUUGUUUUUCUGGUCAAGUCGCCCCUCAUACUGGUGGCAGUUUCAAGGACAUCGCACAGUGUACAACAGAUACAACUGCAGCUGACUGACGUGUACAAUCAGAUACUCUCUACGCUCACGCUCAGUCACAUGAUCAAAACGUUUGAGAAGCGGAAAAAUUUCGACCUCCGCAGGUUGCUGGCCGGCAGCGAGCGUCUAAUCGAUCACUUGUUGGUCAGUGACAAAUGUGAUCAGAAAUUGGUGUCUAACAAUCCGUUCAGCUUUAUGACGCACUCGGUGCGUAUCCUUCCGCUGCAGCCUUCCGUGCGGGAAACGAUCGUAUCCGCCAUCCAGAGCAACUGUGCGAAGAUCAAGAACUUAGUGUUUGCAGUAUUAAUUGCCAACAACAAGCUGAUAGCACUCGUACGCAUGAAAAAGUAUUUUAUCCAUCCGGCCGACCUACGAUUGAUCUUCAACCUGAUUGAGUGCUCGGAGAGCUUUAAAUCGGCCGAAAGCUGGACCCCACUGUGCUUACCCAAGUUUGAUUCGACCGGGUUUUUGCAUGCGCACGUUUCCUAUCUUGCCGAGGACUGUCAGGCGUGUCUGCUGCUACUUUCCAUCGAGCGGGACGUUUUCUACACGCUUUCCGAAGCAAAACGCAAAAUUACAGAGAAAUUACGCCGAAGUAACUGUCUCGAGGCGAUCAACGAUGCUAUCAACAACAAGGGGAUCAAACUGCUCAAUAUUGGUAUUCCGGAGAUACGGCACUUUCUUUACAAGAGCAAAUCGAAUGCGCAGCUGCUCUGCUCUGAGCUGACCGUGCCGUAUUCGAGUACGGAACAGUUCAAGCGCCUGGAAGGUAUGUACUUCCAGCUACACCAUCGGGUCCAUAACUCUGGUCGCCCGGUAAAGCUGAUUUAUCAAAUGAAGGAAAAAGAAGUUCUUCUUGCCUGGGUAACACAAGCGUACGAACUGUUUGUGACAUUCGAGCCGACGGUGGAAAAAAGUGAAGUCAUCAGCCUCGUCAACAAGCUGUUAAAGUGGAUCAAGAAGGAGGAGAACAGUUUGUUCAUCCUUUCCGCACCGACUUUCUAGGAGUCGGGGUUGUCUCUGUCACCACUGCUGCAGUUCUUUACGUUCUCGCCAGCGAAUUGGCCGACAGAGAUGAACUCUUCCUAAACCAUAGGUCAUGCCCCACCUUCCUGACCAAGUCGGAAUCCUUUCUUCGAGUGUUUCUUUUCACCCCCUUUGUGACGAUUUCAAAGUGAUCCGUAUUAGGAAAACAUUUAAACAUUCUCGUGCCCCAUUGUGGAGCCCGAUACAGCAAUUAAACUGCUGCAAGGAAAAUGCAAGGGUAGCUCAAGUUAACUAGUUUUUGACCGCGCAAGCGAAGCACGAGACGGGAAAUGAGGGUAGCAUUAUCAGAGCAAUUAUAUUUCAAACUAUUUUGUAAAUAUUUAUUUAUAUCGGAUCUAUGUACCUAGAACACCAAAAGCGCUUCGAAGCUAUUUCGGUGGACGGUGGUCAGUACACUAGUUUGUUGGUUUAUAUUUCUUAAAUGACCCAUCCAUUCGGCAAGGCUGAGGUGUUGAACAAAAUUAAUCUGGAUGAACUUAGCGACGAAAGGAAACGUUGAUGCCGCCGUCUUCCGGUAGCUGAAGCAAAGGGUGAAAUAUACCAAAAUGAGAAAAAAUGGCAUGCAUAGAUAGAAAAAAAAAACUGCAAAUAAAUCGAUAACAAAGUCUCUGCAGGAGAAUAGUUAAAUAGCACGCAACCUUUUUAUUACUGUUCUUCAAGAGUGCGUGGCAAUUGAAUACGAAAGACAAACGAUGUACUAAAUAAAGGUUAACAUAUUAAUAUAAGAUGAUACAUUGGAUUUGAUUAUAUUACCUCCGA
This is a messenger RNA of Anopheles coustani, 2624 nucleotides long. It is a transcript of the gene Mon1, whose product is annotated as vacuolar fusion protein MON1 homolog A. The record is from RefSeq and is a predicted model, not a curated record. The transcript has 4 exons. Bases 171 to 1823 code for a protein of 550 amino acids. NCBI's taxonomy places the organism in Eukaryota, Metazoa, Arthropoda, Insecta, Diptera, Culicidae. Gene Ontology annotation, biological process: protein targeting to vacuole; endosome to lysosome transport via multivesicular body sorting pathway.